Enterobius vermicularis (human pinworm) is the source of this 966-nucleotide messenger RNA. The record is from the annotation of a GenBank genome assembly. Lineage: Eukaryota; Metazoa; Nematoda; Chromadorea; Rhabditida; Oxyuridae.
AUGGCUGAGUCACCACUGCUGUAUCGGGUUGGCUCAGCCUUAGCUUUUGGUGGAUGCUCUGCAAUGACAGUUUUUGUUAACAAAAUUCUGCUUACUAAUUACAGAUUUCCAUCUUUCUUAUGCGUAGCAGUUGGUCAGAUGAUUGCAAGUCUUUUAAUACUUUUUUUUGGACGUCAGCUUAAAAUUAUUUCAUUUCCCCCUUUGGAUACGUCAAUCCCACGAAAAAUCUUUCCACUUCCUUUGAUUUAUUUUCUCAAUUUGGUUAGCGGUUUAGGUGGAACGCAAAAAAUCAACAUUCCAAUGUUUACUGUUCUUCGAAGGUUCUCCAUUCUGAUGACGAUGAUAUUAGAAUAUAUAGUUCUUGGAGUAAAAGCAUCGUAUGCUGUGAAGUUUUCAGUUGGCUUGAUGAUACUCGGGUCUAUAAUAGCAGCUUUGUAUGACUUAGCUUUUGAUGCCUAUGGUUACACUUUAAUUCUUAUAAACGAUCUUUGUACAGCUGCAAAUGGAGUGUACAUAAAGAAAAAAUUGGAUGCAAAGGAUUUAGGAAAGUAUGGUCUUUUGUAUUACAAUGUUUUGUUUAUGAUUUUUCCUGCUAUAGUUCUUGCUAUUGGUUUGGGAGAUGUUAAUGAAUUUAUUUACUCUGAUCGGAUGUCUAUUGGUGUAGCGAUUUGUUUCUUUUUGUCAUGUAUUUGUGGAUUCUUACUGAACUAUUCCAUUGUGCUAUGCACUAAUUACAAUAGCGCGUUGACGACCACUUGUGUUGGUCCUAUUAAAAACCUUUUCGUAACUUAUGUGGGAAUGUUUUCGUCGGGAGACUACAUAUUUUCAAUAACGAAUUUCGUUGGUAUUAAUGUUAGUGUUAUGGGAAGUAUUUUGUACACAUACGUUACAUUUAAAACGAAAAAGGAAACUACGCGCCACCGGUUCAUCGUCGCUAUUCCACAAGAAACGCUAAGGCAUGUGUAA